Messenger RNA from Kwoniella shivajii, 2265 nucleotides. RefSeq lists its product as uncharacterized. Gene Ontology annotation, cellular component: secretory granule; plasma membrane. Bases 1 to 2265 code for a protein of 754 amino acids. The record is from RefSeq and is a predicted model, not a curated record. Gene Ontology annotation, biological process: intracellular protein transport; vesicle-mediated transport. Gene Ontology annotation, molecular function: syntaxin binding. Lineage: Eukaryota; Fungi; Basidiomycota; Tremellomycetes; Tremellales; Cryptococcaceae. The transcript has 15 exons.
AUGCCCCUCAAAGAUCUACUCAAGAAGCGAUUCACGUCGGCGAUACAAUCUAUACCGCCCCCCGCAUGGAAGAUCCUAAUCACGGAUGAUCAUUCUCAAGCUUUAUUAGACACAGUAUACAAGAACUUUGAUAUAUUACAACAAAAUGUAACGUCUGUUGAACCACUACAUUCUCCUCGACCACCGAUGUCAGUAGACGCUAUAUACCUCUUGACACCAACAGCUCAAAAUGUAGAUCGUAUAUUGGCGGAUUUCAACGGUAGAAGGACAUACAAAUCUGCUCAUUUAUAUUUCAUAGAUGGUAUCGACGAUAGGUUAGCUCAAAAGCUUACAGAUGGAUUACAAGGCGGUGUAUUACAAGCUUUCGUAGAGUUGUAUUGCAAUGUUUGGGCCAUUGAAGAUCGUGUGUUCUCACUCAAGAAUCCGGGAGCGUUCUUUACGAUGUUUGGACCUUUAGGAGGUGCCGCUUCGGCUGAUUUGGCGUCAGAGGCUUUCGAAGACGAUGUUCAGAUCGCAGGACGAUCCAUACUCAACUUUCUGGCUACGGUAGAUGAAUCACCGCUUAUUAGAUAUUAUCAACCUUAUCACCAUCCACCUUUAGGACCUUUAGCUCAACAAGCACCAUCUUCAGCUCCCGUUCAGCAACAGGCACCUCAAUCACUGAGAUGGAGAUCAGCAAUGGGUGGAUCAGGACCAAAGACGCCUGAAAUAGUAGGCGACCAUUUGAGCAAAAAGAUCGCAACUCAAGUACAGUUUGAUCUAGAUGAGUACCUACAGAAUAAUCCUGAGUUUCCCCCUGCAAAUGGAAGACCAAAAGGUGUCCUAUUCGUUGUGGAUAGAUCGAUGGACCCUGCUGCUCCCCUACUACAUGAAUUCUGGUAUCAAGCCAUGGUGAAUGAUUUGCUCAAGAUAGAUGAUGGUGUGAAGUAUAGAUACAAGUAUACCAAUACCGUCGGAGGAACAGAAGACAAAGUUGCUGUGCUGACAGAAGCCGACCCUGUUUGGGUUUCUGUUCGACAUCUGCACAUGAAAGAUGCUAUAGAUACUUUGAUGACGGAUUUUGGCAAGUUCGCACAAGAGCAUGCUGGCUUUAGAGGUGGUGGAAACGUCAAUAUGAACGAUCUUAAAGAUAUGUUGGCUUCUUUACCACAAUUUCAAACUCAACGAGAACAGUUUUCGCUCCAUUUAGAAAUGGCUCAAGAAUGUAUGUCUCUAUUUGAGAAGAAGAAGUUGUCUCUUGUAGCGAAUGUGGAGCAAUGUUGUGCGACAGGAUACACUUCGGAAGGAAAGACACCGAAGACUUUGGUAGAAGAGAUGGUUCCCUUACUGGACGAUCGAGUAAAUAUAACUUCACUUGACAAGGUUCGGAUUAUGGCUUUGUACAUCCUUUUCAGAGAUGGAGUGGCAGAUGAGGAUAGGAGAAGGUUAUAUCAACAUGCUAGAUUAUCGAUAUCGGAGCAGGAUAUGGUUAACAACCUUAUUCAUCUGGGUGCUAAGGUGAUCAAGGACUCGAGUCGAUCGUCCAAAUCGCGGAUCAAGCAGAAACCCACUAAUCAAGAGGGAGAGUAUGAAUUGUCCCGUUAUAAGCCAAUCGUGCAGAUGGUACUAGAGGACCAAUCCGCUUCUCGUCUGGAUCAAACCAAUUUCCCUUAUCUUCGAGAUGCACCAGUAGAAGCGAAUACAUCAUUAAGAGCUGGAAAUUCACUUGCUGCGCCUUCACAAUCUGGAUCACUGAGAUCAGCGAGACCAACAUGGCAUAAAGCUCCUUCGGCAAGAAUGAACAACACAGAAGGUAAACAGAGAUUGAUCAUUUUUAUCGCUGGAGGAAUGACAUACAGUGAAAUGAGAUGUGCAUAUACGGUCGGCCAAGCAUUAGGCAAGGAUGUGUACAUCGGCUCGACACAUGUAUUGACUCCUGAGAUAUUCACUCAACAGAUGAGAGCGUUAGGUCGAGGAGGUAUAGGCGCCAAUCCCCCAGGAGGAUUCCAACCUCAUCCUCAAGGACCGAAUAGACCGAAUAGAGCACCCGGGCAACCAACCUCAUAUCAAAAUAUACUUGAUUUCAGACAUUGGACAACUCCAGUUGGACCACCAAUAAUACCUCCUCCACAACAACCGAAUGUGCAGCAUCUUCAACAACAGCAACCUAAAUUACAGCAUCAGAAUUCAUAUGCCGGUUCAUUGAAUGAAUCCAUGAAUGGCUUAUCAUUAGCUGGUAAGGAGGAAAAGAAGAAGAAGAAGAAAUUGUUUGGAUUGAAGAUUUAA